CUGAACUCCAUCGCUUGUCUCGCUACGAGGGAGGAGUCGACUUCCAACAACUACCAUUAUGGCCGCUGCCACUAACAGGCCCCGAGUCUUCCUGGACAUCAGCAUCGGCGAGGAGCCUGCUGGUCGACUCACUAUUGAACUUUUCUCGGAUUAUACACCGAAGACUUGUGAGAACUUUCGACAGUUGUGCACUGGCGAACAUGACGAACUGUCAUACGCCAAGGUUCCAUUCCACCGCGUCAUUGAUGAGUUCAUGGUGCAGGGCGGAGACAUUGCCAAAGGCGAUGGAACUGGUAUCACGAGCAUCUAUGGCGGAGCGUUCGAAGAUGAGUACCUUGACUGGCGAGAAAUGGACGCCGCUGGCUUGGUCUGCUCGGCAAAUCGAGGGAGAGAUACCAAUGGCAGUCAAUUCUUCAUCACGCUAGAGCCAUGCCCGCAUUUGUCUGGAAAACACACAAUCUUUGGACGACUGGUUUCCGGCGAAGAGACGCUAGAGCGGAUAGCCAAGGUCGCAGUCGACAAGAACGACAUGCCAACAGAGCCUGUUCUGGUAUCCAGAUGUGGGGAGCUGGAGAAGAAGCAGAAGCAGAAGCACAAGCAUGAUUCAGUGCGAGACAUUCAGGCACUAGAGUCCCCCGGCGAUGACCGGGGCCGGAGACGAAAGAGCGAUAUCUCGGAUGAUGAGAUGGACACUGGCACCACUCCUCCACGGACAGGUCGGCGGAGCAGACGACAGAGCGACAGCGUGAUUGACGAAGGUCUGCGGGGCAGGCCGAGGGCGCGCUCGAAUUCGCAAUCUGCUUCCAAGGCAAUUGAAGAAGAGGACGAGAGCUCAGACACUUCUGCGACGACGCUGCACAAGCGGAAGCGCAGCCCAUCACCCUCUCGACACAUGGACAGGCGUGAAGAGCAUGCAGACGACACGGAGCGCAGACGGAGAAGUCUUCCCAACCAAUAUCGGGACAGAAACGGCGAUACUGAUCGAUAUCGUCCCAGUCCACGACGCGACGAUCAAAGGCAUGCUGGAAGACGGGACAACAAUCGCUAUCGCCCGUCGCGAGACCAUCAUCCUGACACUGGCAGAUUAGACCACGAUGGCCGACUGGGAGGUGGAGGCUAUGACAGUGGUCAACCCGAUACGCCAGUAAAGUUCAAAGGCCGAGGAGUGAUGAAAUACCGCGAAAACGACAGAGCAUGGUAAUUGUUGAUUUUUCCUUGACGAUUGUAUGAGUUAUGAAGAAGAAAAAGAACACAAGAAGAACACAAGAAGAACACAAAAAGAACACAGGAAGAACACAGGAAGAAGUAGCAUUACCACUCGUCAUAGGAGGUUCUGGGAAACAUACAUGCGGUGUACUUCAAGUUCCGGCUGAAUCUUAUUGGGGUCACCCCGCUUUUCCCGCACGCAAGCAUCCCCGACAUUGAGAUUAAAUCCGUAAGUUUUUAGUCAGAAGGGAACAACACACGAGUAACACGAUGAUGAGAUGAAGGCUGGGGCAGACGGGGCGGAGCGGCAGAAGUCUUUCGGUCUAUCAUUCGACCUUGUAACCGUGCCCAAUUCAAACACAUAGCCGGCAUCCUUUUACCACUGGAACUACUACUAUAUUAAAUCAUUCCGUCCGCUCCCUCACCCAGACCAAUGUCGGCCUCAAGAAGCUCCCCAAGGUAACGAUCAAGUCUAUCUACUUGUCCAUCGCAGCUUAGUGGUUUAACAACAACUACC
Sphaerulina musiva SO2202 is the source of this 1723-nucleotide messenger RNA. Its product is annotated as Pro_isomerase-domain-containing protein. The record is from RefSeq and is a predicted model, not a curated record. The transcript has 3 exons. NCBI's taxonomy places the organism in Eukaryota, Fungi, Ascomycota, Dothideomycetes, Mycosphaerellales, Mycosphaerellaceae. Gene Ontology annotation, biological process: protein peptidyl-prolyl isomerization; protein folding. Gene Ontology annotation, molecular function: peptidyl-prolyl cis-trans isomerase activity. The coding region runs from base 59 to 1201 and encodes 380 amino acids.